Molecule: messenger RNA, 6915 nt
Organism: Helobdella robusta
Lineage: Eukaryota; Metazoa; Annelida; Clitellata; Rhynchobdellida; Glossiphoniidae
Exons: 30
Coding region: 1-6915 (2304 amino acids)
Cellular component (GO): membrane
Source: RefSeq, a predicted model, not a curated record
AUGACCAUGACUCAUCAUACAACAUCAAAGUUGAAAAUUCAUUUAAAUGGAGUCUUUUUCAGCCCCAUGCUGUUGGAGUAUGGCAAUAGGCCCAUAGGCAUGCCAUACGUGGAGCAGGUGGUCAUACAGAACCUGGACCCACACUCCAGCCUCCACCUACUUUCCAUCUCGGGCAGUAGUUCACACUUCCACUGUUCAUUCUUUGAAGAUAAGUUAGUCCCACCACUUGGUAACACAACAUUUGAAGUUUGUUUCCUAGCUAGAAAUCUUGGUCAAAUUAAGACAACACUCUACAUACACUCAUCUAGGGGCUCAUUUAAAUAUAAUGUGCACGGGACAGGUGUUGAGAAUCCAUACAGGAUAAGACCUUUCCUUGGAGCGCGGGUUCCUAUCAACAGUAGUUUCUCACCUCUCAUAUUUCUACACAAUCCACAUGACUCCAUACUCCAGGUUGAAGAGGUGUACAGCAGUGGUAGUGACCUCCACCUUGAACUUCCAUCGGGCGGGGAAAUCCCGCCAUACGAAACGAAGCCGAUAAUGAAGGCGAACUUCCUUGGCAGGGUGGAGAACAACCACACGGCCUUCAUACGAAUACGCACCAAUCGGGAAAGCUGGAAUGAGAUGCUCGUUGUACCUGUUGAAGUGGAAGUUACUUCAACUACUAGAGUGAAAAGUGAAUCAGACACAAUGGGCAACAUCGUCGUAUGGUCCAACGUCAACAACCACAACGGCAACAGGCUAACCAUUAGAUAUCAAGCACAGGUCUUCUUUGGUUCCUUAAUUUACAACGGGAGCAAGACAACGUUCUAUAGUUCGGACAUCGUGGCCAACACCAUCCGAGAAAACUUCACUUUCUACAACAGCUUCCAUGUUCCCAUAGUUGUCUACAACAUCUCUCUGCCCAAUAAUGCUUCUCACGUCUUCAAGAUCCAAAACCUUACCAUACCUUUCCUGAUACACGUAAACUCUUCUGCCAUUCUAUUCCAACUGGUCUUCAACAACUCACAACCUGACACAGACACCAAUAACAACAGCAACGACGACGACAACUACAUCAACUAUAAUGACAUCAACAACAGCAACAUCCAGGAUCGCAACGACGCCAGCAGCAAUCACGUCCUCAACAACAACAACAACAAUAACAGCAACAGACAUAAAAACAACAACAACAGAAUCAACAAGAUUGGCAACAUGCACAUACGUACACAUUUGCAACUACAUACAAAUCUCUCUACAUUCGUUAUACCUUUGUUCAUUUAUAAUGGCAAACUUAAGACCUUCACAUCAUCAUCAUCGUACUAUCAGAUGUUCGACAUCCAACCUUCUAUGUCAAGAUUUCCACAUGACAACACAGAAUCUGUCGGCAGCAGCGGCAGCGGCGGCAGCAGCAGCAGCGGCAGCAGCAGCAGCAACCACAACAUUGAUUCAGACAAUUAUAAAGUCAGUAAAGACGGUAAUGAUAGCGACAAUAAGUCCGAUAGAGGCUAUGACAAGAAUGAUGAUAACAGAGAUGGUAGUGGAAAUGAUGAUGAAAAAGAUGACGCCAGUAGGACGCGCGUCAUUGACAUGGGAAUGCUUGCAACCGGUGAAACCAGGACUGUCAACUUUACUUUGCUUAAUGAUAAUCCUAUUGAUAUAUUUUUGUCGAAUUUCUACACCAACUACCACAACGCGUCUGUCUUCAUAGUCGGUGAUCACCAUCGUUCGCGCGUGAACGAUGUUCAAUACUUUCAUCUGCAAUCUCAAGGUUAUGUUUUAAAGAGUGACCAUGUAGCUAUGUUCAUGAUUAACAUAACUGCUCCAUUCGAAGAACAAUCAUUAACAGCUGAGGUCUUCAUCCAAUCACAAUAUGAGGUACUGCGAAUACCAUUUACGUUAAGAACGGCCCACGGCAGUCUCACCAUACACCCGUCAGGACUCAAGUUUAUUGAUUGCUUUCCGGGCAAGUCAACAAUCUUAGAGCUGAAGGCUCGCAGCACCUUUCAAGAGGACAUGUACAUAUUGGAUGUCUCCAUACUGCCAAAUGACAAUAGGUUCACUUACAUUCCGUCUGCUGAUGACAAAACGCCGAUUGCCCGGUCGAAUAAAGACUCUGCAAUUGGUCUCUUGAAGUUCAGUCCACAAGAUGGCUGCCGUGAUGAAUGCUACUCAUCAUUUGGCACCAACUCCACAGUUGGCCAGAUGUGGAUGUCAGGUUUGUCCCUGGAUGAGGAUGUAUACAUUAAUGACUCAACCAUAUGCUCCACGCUGAUUGGCAGAUGGAUGGAUACCGAUGUCAGUGAUAGAACCAGAACUAAUCUGGUGAUGGUAAUGGCAGUAAUGUUAGAANCUGGUGAUUUCUGUUUUUUACUCAGUGUAAAUGUCACAAUGCAACUGAACACCAACCAAGUGCACGGCUUCCUCUUCNCAAUCCACGCCUAUCUUGGCUGGCCGACAAUCUUAGAGCAUCACUAUCAUAACUUCUAUCUAACGCAUAUUGGCAAAGUUGUGAAGCACAGAUUUGCAGUUGAAAACCCAACAGACCACCCAUUAAUUGUUGAGGUCGUCGAAAAUGAUCUCUACCCUAACUACCAGCAACUCCUUGCAAACAUCAACAGACUAAACAAUCUUUACAAAUACUUCCCGCCACAACUACAUCAGCAACAACCACAUCAGCAUCAGCAGCAGCAAGAGGAUGCGAAUGACAGCGAAAACAACAGCAGUCUCUUUAUAUCACCAUUCACCAUCACAAACAUCACAGAUAGUGCAACCAAUCAGACCGUCAAACUGGUUUACAGCGUCCUUGGUUACCGUUGUCACAGAGAUGCAAAAACUUUCAUCCUGAAGGCACGUGAACGCGCCUAUAUUGAUGUGGCGUUCCAUCCUAUGGAUGAUUUAGAAAGAAGUUAUUUAGUGUUUAUCAGAAAUAACUUGACUGGUCUCGAAAUAAUGACCUUGAAAGGUCGUGGAGGUCAAGGUGAGAUCCGAUUUAGUAACAGAAAGCCUGGUUCUUCCAAGCCAUUGGUCUUUGAGAUGAACGAGAAACAUUUUAGAAGCUGUGAUGACAAGCAAAAUGGAAAAGUCACGUCAUCAGAUUUUGCUGUAAGGAGGACAUUCACGUUACGAAACGUAGGCCAACUGCCACUACAUAUAAGGUCCUUCAAAAUAGCUGACCAGUUGUGCGAGGGCUAUGGCUUCAAAGUGUUUGACUGUCAUCCCAUCGAGCUUCUCCCCAAUGCCAGUCAUAAAGUUACCAUCUUCUACACUCCGGAUUUCACAAUGUCAAAAACCUUCCAGACCAUCAACAUGGAGACGAACACAAAAGUGCAAGUGAUGUACUUUCUGCAAUCCAUCAUUCCACCGCCCAUAAUGAGCAAGUGUGUCCUGGCCGUACCUCGCCCGCCCUGGGAACAGACUCUAUACUACUGCAUCGUCAUCAUCCUCUUCUUCCUCUUCAUUUUCGUCCUCCUUGCUGCGUUCAUUGACGCCAAACGAAUCUUCGAACUGGAAUCCGAGAUCCAAAAGAGAAAGUUAGAUUACCUAAAUGUGGGAUACGACAAAGGAAAGGUCUUUGACCUAAGGUUUAUUGGCAGUGACAUUUGCAGCAGUAAUGGCGGGACAGAUGCAGGAAGAAGCGGUGUUGUUAGUAGUGGGGUGUAUAAUCGGAAGCCCGGUGUCAAUGGAGGAAGUUCGUGGGUAGGCAAGGAUAAUCAUCAUUACCAACCGCAUCACCACCAUCAAUCCCAUCAUCAUCCAAGCAAUAACAACGGUCUCCUUUGCGAGGAUAAAUCUCAUCUAUCGUUAUCAUCAUCAACGUCGUCAUCAUCGUCGUCAUCAACGGCGAACGUGAGAUUGAGGACGUCAUCUCUUCAUCAUCGUCGCCGUUACCCGAGUGGAGCGGAUGAAAAGUUGCAGCAGCACAUCAGUGCAGGUGGACCGAGUGAAUCCUCAAAAUGGAGCUUCUCUUCCGCGUUCUGGCAGCUGGUCAACAACAUCACCAACAGCCUAACAAGAUUUAGUGGAGAUGAACAUGUUCGCCAUCCAAAUAAGAACAACAUUUCUAGAAAAUCUUCAACACUGCCACCGCCAUCCUUAUCUUCUACAACGACGACGACAACAACAACAACAGCGACAACCAUCUCUUCAACAACCGCAACGUCAAAAAUAAAUGCUCAAACAACAAUGUCAGUGUGCAGUCGAAGGCUAUCAAGUAAUCCAGCAGAUUUCAAUUCUUUCCUCAAUGGUAAUGCUAAAAAAUUGGGCAAAAAUAAGCACGAUAGCAUUGAGCAUUCUCGUGAGUCGUCGAAAGAUGAUGACGUCUUCAACAAUGAUGCUGCUUUAUCUCCAAAAAUUCCCAACAACGAAACGUCAUCCAGGAAAGUUGAAAAGAAUAAAAAGCAGAAAGGCAACAGUGCCUCAUCAUCCUCGAUCUUACUCCAGCAGUGCAACAAACCUGUGACAUCAACAGCAACAUCUGCAACAACCUCCUCAACAACACCAACAAUCUCUAACAGAGAUUUUCCUCUAACAGCAACAGCAUCAACAACUGCACAGCAGACAAGUAUCAGUGAUUCUGCUGCUAGUUCAUGUAGGACCAAAAAUGCCCCGCUAACUUCGAAAGCAAGUAAAAGCAAGGAUCUCAAAAAAUCAUCCUCUCUAUCUGUUUCCAUUGCCACAUCUCUCAUUAGUACCAUGGCUAACAUCAUUGCAUCCACGACCGCCACGUUCUCAACUUCACCCAGCAGCAGUACAGGUGCUACCACCGCCGCAACUUCAACGACAGCAGCAGCCAAAAGUGAUGCAACAUUCGACGGUUCUGACAGUACUGAGAACCACGCUGCAACUUCUGCCAAGUUCAAGAAACAACAUGCUAAUAAGGCUAAAAAGUCAUCUGAACAACAGCAACAACAAAAUAAUAAAAUGACAUCUGAUGCAGCACUUGGCACUACACCUGCUUCUACUACUACUGCUGCUACAACGGUUCCUAACUUUGAUACUUCUACAUUCACUUUUGGUACUAACUCAUCGGAUAACUCAUUGGAUUACCUGGCCUCACUUGCUAAGGACUAUCCCACUGCCGCCACACCCUCGACAUCCACCACUGUUACUUACACGUUUGCUAGCAGCAACUUCAUCAACAGCACAAAUGUCGCCAAAGGGAGAAAUAAGAAAACUCUUCUGAACGAGCCUAUUGAUAGCAACAACAUUAAAUUCCCUACUUAUGCCCCUAACAGUCCAUGUGGCAGUAACUUGGAAUCCUCUGCUAGCAAUACCAUCAACACAUCUCUUAACCACAGCUCUGUCACACCGAAAUCUUCCCUGAAUGAGAAGUUCAAUUUGAAAGCAGGGGUGAAACACUACCAGGACAAGCCACUAAGAAUGCCUACAAACGUACAGACACUUACUAAGAAGAAAGUUAAUACAGGUGUCCUCCGACCAUAUAUGGUACGCACCCCCUCACCACUCCCAACUUGGGACCCCCCGUCUUCUUCCUCUGAUAAGAUCAGUGGCGCUAAAAAAUUGGAUGUUCAUUGGCUUGGAUCAGACAAUGGAAUGAGUGAGAUCGUAGCACAGACCAAUAGUUUUGCUCAGGCCAGAAACAUCAUCAACAGCAACACCACCACCAACAGCGAACUGCACUACCAGCAACAGCAACAUUUGCCAGCAUCAUCCUUCAAGUCUGACACGACAUCAGCGAAGAUGGCGAAGUUGAAAGAUCAGGACAGUCAUGCACAGCAAGCACAACAACAGAUUCUCUAUUCAACUCACAGCCUGCAAAAUCAGUUAGAGCCAAGUCUAUCCAGUACCAACGUCAUCACCACAGCUAUCAUAAUCAACAACAGCAACAUUCCCGCUGUCAUUUCUUCUCCAUCUUCCUCUUCUUCAUCCUCAUCUUCCUCCUCGUCUUCUGCAUCUCGUCCGGUUGCCGCAGUUGGCGCCACAGUGAGACGCACAUGGAACCAAUCAACUCCGCCAGCGGUGAACCCAUUGACUGCUACCCACACAAGCAGCUGCCACGUCACCAACACAGCUGACAACAUCACCUCCUUGUCUCCCUUCAUAACCAGUGGCAGCAGUAGAUUCGUCUUCAAUGAUGCUUCUGAUAAUCAACUCUUCAGUAAUGCUGGAAUGAGAAGCUAUCUUCAGAACGAAGGUUUGUUGGAGGCGGCACAGCCAGCCAGCACAUUUGGUCCUCCCCUCGGACAGGCUACAUUGAUGCAGAAACUGCUGGCCAGUCGUAGAGAGAGGUUUCUGGACUAUCAAAGGAGUCUUAUGCUUUCUGAAGAAUGGCCUGGAUUUGGCAAGCAAGUUUCCAACCAACCCUGGAAUGAUUACUCGAGUUUGUGGGGCGUACAGGGCCUCUCUCAUUCUCCUCCGUCUCCCACCUACCAACCUGCCACAAGUACCAGCAAUUACAACAGUCUCAUGAGAUACAACAACCUGGAGAGUUGCUUCGAUUCUGGAAUUUGUAGUGGUGACGUUGGUGUCAUCGGCUCAGCAGGUACAAGCGGAAACGCCAGUGGUAGUAGCAGUGUUGGCAGUUCUGUUUUUGGAAUGGGUUCGCCAGCAGCCAGUGAGAAUGACGGCAACAGAGUUGUGAGCAGUAGUAUUGUUGGCGGCAGCCUAAGAAGCGAAGAUGGAGCAAGUUUGGGUAAUGGAAUUUCCGAUUGUUGGUUUCCGACAACUUCUCCCUCCCCAUCCAUCUGGGACACAAACUACGACACCGACACACUGCGCACUAGCUCCGAAAACAGCUCAACCUACUCGGUUUUUGAUCCAUUCAACACGUUGGAGAACAGUGGUAGCAUUUGGAACCCGACGAGCACAGGGAGCAGUUUGAACAAUGGAUGGGCACUGGGCAGUCUCUUUCCUGUCUGCUCGUCCACUUCAUCUCCACCAGCUUCCUCCGCUGUCGGAAGCAACAAGAAAAAUUAA